Helianthus annuus (common sunflower) is the source of this 828-nucleotide messenger RNA. RefSeq lists its product as uncharacterized. Gene Ontology annotation, molecular function: nucleic acid binding; zinc ion binding. The record is from RefSeq and is a predicted model, not a curated record. The transcript is spliced from 3 exons. Bases 1 to 828 code for a protein of 275 amino acids. Lineage: Eukaryota; Viridiplantae; Streptophyta; Magnoliopsida; Asterales; Asteraceae.
AUGUGGAAGUGUGGUCGCCGGAGGUGGAGGUGGAAGCCGGUGGGUGUGGAAGUAUGGUCGCCGGAGGUGGAGGUGGAAGCCGGUGGUGGAGGUGGAAGCCGGUGGUGGUUCGCCGGUGUGGAAGUGUGGAAGAAGGAGUGGAGGACCCAUUGUGAUACAGACGACUACGUAGCCUAUGGUACGGGUCAGUUAAGGGGUCAAACGAAAGACUGGUGGGAUAACAAGAAGAAAGAAAUCGGAAGUGAAGCGGCUAAGGCUAUGACAUGGGAUGAGUUUAAGACACCAUUUCUUAAACAUCAAAGUCCCAAGGCAGUCAUUAACAAAAUCAAGGAAGAAUUCAUGCAGCUUCGACACAAGGGUGAAUCCAUCGAUAAAAUCACGGGAAUAUUCAUGGAUAGAGUGAAGGAGUUUAUGACUCCUUCAAAGUAUGAGACCCUCACCGAGAUCAUAAACGUUGCUCGGGAACGGGAGAUAGAAUUAAAGAAACAGAUUGAAAGAGGUGAAAGAAGGGUGCAUGUAGUUAAUCCAAGCCCGAUGAAAAAGGCGCGCACGACCGAAUCGUCGAAGAAACAAGAGGGAAAAAGCAGGUCACCAAGCUGCAGGGUAUGCGGGAAAGGGCACACGGGUGAGUGCCGGUUUAAGGACAAACCGUGUCCUAUUUGUGGGAAAACAGGGCACACGGCUGCGUUGUGCCCGGGGAAAGUGUCGAUGUGUUAUAAAUGUUAUCAGCCGGGUCACAAGAAGUCUGAGUGCCCGGAGUUGAUCAGAAAGAAAGAAGGCAAGGAUACACAUACCGAGACACCAAAAGCAAAAGCUAGAUCCUUCUAG